Phragmites australis (common reed) is the source of this 1327-nucleotide messenger RNA. Its product is annotated as zinc finger protein GIS3-like. Gene Ontology annotation, biological process: response to gibberellin; trichome differentiation; trichome morphogenesis. The record is from RefSeq and is a predicted model, not a curated record. Lineage: Eukaryota; Viridiplantae; Streptophyta; Magnoliopsida; Poales; Poaceae. Gene Ontology annotation, molecular function: DNA-binding transcription factor activity. The coding region runs from base 185 to 1075 and encodes 296 amino acids. The transcript has a single exon.
CAUCACCGCAGCUCCGUGUCAAGUUGCCAACAUAUUGACCAUAAACGCAACAGCAGCAGCCAGCGCCCAGCAGGGGCAGGAGAGAAAAACUUCCUGCAGCCGUAGGCUAGCUGUAGGUCUCCCCUCCCCCUUACUCCCUACACUUCACUUACCCUAAGCGCGCAUCUCGCGCCCUUGGACGGCAAUGAACGAGCAAGACGAGCAGCACCUCGGCGGGAACCCACCGGACACGGCCAUAGAGUCGUUCUCGCAGCUCCCCUUCGUCCGCCCCAAACUGCAGCAGCCACCGGCGUCCGGCUCCGGCACAAGCCCUACGUCCAUCCGGCUGUUCGGCUUCGACGUCCCACCUGACGCCGCCACGUCCUCCACCGCAACCAGCGAUGCUACCGCGGCCAGCACCACCGCUCCGGGCCAAGCGGCGUGGUCGGGUGCCGGUGCAGGCGGCGGCGGCGGCGGCGGAGGGCGCAAGUUCGAGUGCCACUACUGCUGCCGGAACUUCCCGACGUCGCAGGCGCUGGGCGGGCACCAGAACGCGCACAAGCGGGAGCGGCAGCACGCGAAGCGCGCGCAGUACCAGGGCGCCAUGGCCAUGCACGCCCACUACCCCGCCGCCCACGCGUACCCCGCCUUCACCAGCUACCAGCACCACCGCUUCGCCAUGGCGCGGUACGAGCCGCCGCCGCAGCCGCCGCAGCCGCCGCCGCACUACCCCUCGUGGUCCAGCCACCUCCCGCAUGCUGCUCCACCGGUGGUGCCCAGGUACUACGGUGGGGCCGGCUCCCUGUCGCAGCCGAUCAACGGCAGCCCGGUGCCGGCUGCCGCGCUCUGUUGGGUCCCCGACGUCAACCUGUCCACGCCAGUGGCGACUCAAGAACGGCCGGCGUCGUUGUCGAUGGCCGGACGAGAUGAGGAGGCAAUGGCAGGAGCAAGAAGAGGGACCGUAGCAGCAGGACAAGCUGGCUCGCGAUUGCCGCCGUCGUCAACGUCCUCGUCGUCCGCGUCGUCGCAGCAUGAACGCCGCCGGGGAGACGCCGCAGAGAACAGAGAAAAUGUGAGUUUAGAUCUCACCUUGUAAUCCUUGAGCAACAAGAGGUGAACGAUUAAUCAGCGGGUUCAAAUUAUUUUUCUUUAGCUCGUGGAUUCGCUUAGGUAGUAGUGGUGCUCAAUCGAGAGGAAGCUUUUCUGACUUUGUUCAAUUCAUCGCUUUCAAUUGCUUUGUGAAAAGUGGGUGAUAAAUGGAAGAAGAACUCGCCACAGAUCGAGCAUGAAACAGACGUACUGCUGGUAUCAUUUCGAUCGAUCUCCUUAACUUUCCCUUUUUAAACCA